Messenger RNA from Colletes gigas, 2271 nucleotides. RefSeq lists its product as uncharacterized. The record is from RefSeq and is a predicted model, not a curated record. Lineage: Eukaryota; Metazoa; Arthropoda; Insecta; Hymenoptera; Colletidae. Bases 154 to 1389 code for a protein of 411 amino acids. The transcript has 2 exons.
CGGGUUGUUUAACAGUGUUUUUUCAACAUUUGUCGUCGCUGUGCAUUUUGUACGUUGGCUUCCCCGUGGAAUUCGGGUCAUUGAGAACUGGUGAACGAUACAGAAGGUCGAAUCUUAAACGCCGCCUUGAAAUUAAAGAGAAUACGGUAAAUAAUGUCUCCAUCGAUCGAUCCACUCCCAGUACUGAACUUGGACACGGUUCUGACCCAAAAUCUUGGCAAAGACCUUCAAGUGAAGUACCUAGAAUGGAGGCCGCUAACUGCCCCGGGAGAGAACUUUGGAAGCAUAAUGCUAGCUAUCGACGUCACAGUGACACGGGCUAACAAAACGGAGACUCUGAACCUGGUCGUUAAACUUCCACCCACGUCUGCCUAUCUGCUGGACUUGUUCAACAGUCCUGUUACGUUCAAGAAGGAACUGUUGUUCUAUAGCAAAAUGGCCAAGGAGUUCACGAAUCUCCAGUUGGAAAGUGGCGUGAGAGAAGAGGCCCUGAGCAUCAUCACGCCCAACUACUUUGGAGGAAGACUAGGUAUACGCGACCCAGAGAAUUUCGACGAGCAAGCCCUGAUAAUUUUGGAGAAUCUAAAGUGCAGUGGCUACAGCACAGAGGACAGGAUACUGGGACUCGAUAAGAAGCACGCGGAGUUUGCUCUGGAGGAACUGGCCAAGUUGCACGCGCUAACCAUCGCCCUGAAGAUCAAGAAGCCUCAAUUGUUUCAGAAAAUGGCGUUAGAGGUAUUGGUAGAGGUUAUGAGCGAAACGACAGAGAAAUGCGUAAUCGACAUGAUUCGCAAGGCGCAAACGGACAUAAAGGACAUCGAGGAGGCUAAACCGUAUCUAGAUCGCGUGAACAGGACCAUCGAGUUUGGCAUACAGCUGAACAAGAACGCGAAGAAGCCAGAGGAACCGUGGGCGACUCUGGUUCAUAACGAUUUCUGGGUGAACAACAUGAUGUUUCGCCACGACGAACACGGCGAGCUGAUCGACAUGAAGAUCGUGGACUUCCAGUUGUGCGUAUACGAUUACGGCAUCAACGAUCUUAUCUUCUUCCUCGUGUCCAGCGUGAGGAAUGAUAUCCUGGACAAUAAACUGAACGAUAUGAUCGAUUAUUACUAUUAUUCUUUCAUCAAAAUGUUGAAGAUGUUGAACGUCGACACCGAGAAGUUCACCAAGCAGAAAUUCGACGAAAUCGUCGACUAUUGCGGACCAGUGAAGUUCAACCAGUGCAUGAUGAUGGCUCAAGUGAUUCAAGCGCCACGGGAAUCUGCUCCCGAGAUCAAGGAUCUGAAAGACGACAUCUUCUUGAAUCGAGGCGUCGACGACAAAUACAAGCAGAAAUUGCUGCACAUCGUUCACCUCUUCGACAAAAGGGGAUGGCUGAUUAAAUAGUAUUUAAUGCCGCUGUUGUUGUAUUCUUAGAAAAUUUGUUAAAAGAUCGAAUAGUAUUUUUAUACGCGAACAUUUUCAAAGUACAAAUUCGUGAAGAACGACAACGAAUGUUUAUAUAUAAUUAUGUUUGUAUGAAAGUCGGUGUAUAUAGAGUAAAUUAUAGAUAAACAGCAUAUAGUAUUUAAGAGUAAUCUAAUAUCGAGAAAAAGACCAAAUAUGUUCGUGAUAUUCGUAACACUAACAAGUUUUAAAAAUUAAAUAUUUGUUUAGAGAGAAUUCUACUUCGUUACGCGUUGUUCUAUGCUUUCAAGUAUCUGUACUACUUUCUACAUCCGUCAGUCGAUUCCAAUAAUGAUGCUUUUGUUUUGCAGAGGAAAUGGCAUUAGCAGUUUUCAUUAAAUUUAAUAAGCUCCGUUAUUUUUCCGACAUACUGUGUAUACAUAUAACUACCAUAUACAUAUAGUAAUUAUUUAAAAUAAAACAACCAUCUUCUAUUUCUAUGCUAGAAAGAAGGAAAUUGUCACACUUUGUUUAACGUUCACUCUUCAAUAAUGGUACGAAUACCGGUCGAAGAGUGAAGAAUCAUACACGAGGCACGUACCUACGAGUCACGUUGCCAUAACUGUGAAAUUAGUUCUUUUCCAAAUGACUGUGCAUUCGUCAUUGGAUUUUGAAUAAAGAUAAAACACUAACUACAGUAUAAAUGGGCCUUGAAGUCUGAAAAUUGGCCGAGAUAACGUAAUACUACAGUCAUCGACGCAUUUAUGCAAAUAUUACACAUAUACCUAUCUGCAACCGUUUGAAAAUUUACGCGAUGGUCAUAUUUCUAAGUACUUUGCGAUUAAAUGAAAUAGAUAUAUCACAAACAGAAUCUCCAUUUUG